AUGCCGCCUACCUCGAAAAUUGACUUCGAUCAAAUCCUUAAAGUUUUGUCAGAGAGAAAAUCUGAUAUAUUUGAUAAGGGAACAAAGUUGUUGAAAAGUCCUACUGAUACAUGCUGGAAGGAUAUAAUUAAUCAAUUAAAUUUCAAUAUUUCAUCCAAGUACUUGUAUUUAAUUGUUAAAGAAAAUAGACACAAUAUUUUGACAAAAUUAAAACCCACUCUCGAUGUAUACAAACAAACUUAUCGACAAGAUAGUAGUGAAGAAAUAAUUUCUGAAGAAUCCUCUAGACACAAUGAUGACUUAAACAAAGAAUCAAAAUUAAAUUUCAAAAUGGCACUACCUAAAGAUCAAUGGGAGUCAAUUUAUGAUUCUGUUAACUCUCGAGUUUAUAAAAGGUCAGAUGGGAAAAGCACGAAUCGUGAAUAUCAAACUCUGAAACCUUACGAAUGGUCUCCGGUGAUACAUAACUAUUUUUAUGCUUUGACUAAACUUCCAUGUUCCAUAAGUUAUAAGAAUGCCAAAGUGUGUCCAAAUGGUGAGAUUUUCCUUAAAAUAUAUGGAAAAUGCACUGUAUGCUUAAGUAACUUCCAAGGAGUACUCAUUGAUCAACCACUAUGUACUGAUAUUGUAACCAUAGAUUGUACUUAUGAAGGUGGUUUUAGACAUUGCAAAAGUUCUAAUAAAAGAAAAUUAAUUGGAAACAAACGGGAACAAUUAAAAAAAAAAUUAAUAAACGAAAAUCAAUCCGCUGCUUAUGUACAACGUGUCGAAGCAAUGGGUUUAAUGGAAUACGGAGAUAAAGAACCCAGUCACUUGCCAUCUACGAAUGCCCUUCGAAUUCUUAAGCAUAAGGCAUUGAAGGAUGAACAAAUUAAUUCUGACCCAGUUAUCGCACUGUCAAGGCUCUUCACCAUAUAA
This is a messenger RNA of Macrosiphum euphorbiae (potato aphid), 918 nucleotides long. NCBI's taxonomy places the organism in Eukaryota, Metazoa, Arthropoda, Insecta, Hemiptera, Aphididae. The record is from the annotation of a GenBank genome assembly.